GUUUUCUACUGUACAAUAUUGCUGUAUAUUUGUACUGUUAUUUGGACUGUAUUCGCUGCAGUUGGAUAACAACAGCCAUUAACGAUGUGUGAUCCACGGUAUUUUACAAAUCUACCAAUCAGCCCAAAUCUUUGCCAAAGUUCCCAAACCAAGAGAUUUUAAGGCCAAAUCCACCAAUUCACAUACCUACUUUCAUGCCUCCCCUUCCUUCUUUAUUGAAAUGAUCUCUUCCAACUUGAACACGUUGAAUCCUUGAGCUCUUGUUAGCAGUGCCGUAUGUGUACUAAUAACAUUAAUUUGUGUAUUCAGGUGAAACAAGAGAACUCGACAAAGUUGAUUCUCCAGUUCGUAGCCAACGAGCAGAAAGAAGCAUUCCACCAGAUGGUGACAACAAAGAAACAAAUCCUCCAGAUUAUAAAGGUUACCUAAAGGAUCUCCAAAAAGCAUCUCAAACUGGAUUUGACGACCUACAUAAUAAGGCAAAUGCAUUAAAACUUCUUCCUUUGGCUAUUAAUGAGAAGGAGAAUUUUCCAUUAGAUAUUGAUGAAAAUUCUCAGAAACUAAUACCAACUGGCAAAUUGGAUGGUGAAUAUGUUGCUCUUUGCACCACGGGUGAUGGAAAUUGUUUAUUCCGAGCAGCAUCAAUUUUGGCCCAUGGAGAUGAAAGUAAGCAUCAAGAAAUGCGCGUGAGAACAUUGCUGGAGCUUGGGUGUAACAAAUCACAUUAUUUAGCUGACCCUAAUAUCAAAGAAAGAAUUCGGUUUCAAGAAGAAUAUAUACGAGGUAAAUCAGGUGUCAAGGGAAUAAGCAAGUUAUCAGGGGAAUUUGACAAAACAGGUCUGGAAGAGGUAUUCAAAGCAGAGGUAUGUGAAACUUGCAAAGAUUCCACCUGGGCUUCGUAUUGGCAUCUCCAUGCGCUGGCAACCGUCUUUCACCGUCCAGUAAGAAGUGUUUUUCCAGAAAGUCGCAGAGAGAGCCUUGUGAGUCAUUUUAAUGCUGUCAUUCAUCCUCGAGAGGGUUAUUCAAUGAUGCACCCACUGGUAAUCAUGUGGACAUCAACUGGGAGUUGGGAAACAACAGGGCCUAAUCAUUUUGUUCCUCUAGUUCCUGCUGACAAAGUUUGUCCCUCAGGGAGAAAAAGCCGAAACACUACUGCAAAACAGAGCUGCAGAAACAAACAGCCUUCCGAGCAAGAUGAGAAGAGGGAAAGAAGAACUAAUAUUCAAACUGAACCCAUUAAUCAGCUGCAGAGCAAAGAAAGGCGUUUCAGUCUUCCCUCGAUUGUUCUACCUAAGAAAGACAAUGGAAAAUUGUCUCAUUCCAAUAGUGAUCCUUGCGUAAGUCCAAAGACCAAAGAGGGAAAACUAGGUGAUUUGAUUUACGACUAUCUGGAAAACAACUCAGAUGUUCUUGAUAGACUUAAAGUACUCCUGGACAAGGCCCUUAACGGUAAAGUAAAAUGUUGGAAGCAUUUGGCAGAUCAACUUGGAGUACCAAAGAAGAUUUACGACACUUUCAAAUGCAGUUCGGAAACCAGUCCUACAGAGAAUUUAUUGCACCUUUUAAAGACACGAUAUCCAGAGGAAUUUACAAUUGGAAAACUGAAGGAUGGCCUGAAGUUCAUUAGAAGAAAAGAUGUCAUUCAUGAUGUUCUUGACCAUCAAAAGUAUCAAAAGUUAGACAAACCACUGACUGAUGACACUACAGUGGAAAGCGUGUUUGACAGUCAUCCACACAUCAUUGGGGCGAUGCAAUCAUUGUUAGAUGUAGAGGGGCCUGGAAAGAACAACUGGAAGGACCUUGCUGACUUUUUUCACGUGGAAAGAAAUGAAGCCCAAGACUGCACAAGAUCUUACAAAGAUAAUCCAGCUAAGGGAUUGUUUGAAUAUGUUAACGCUAAAUAUCCUCUCGAGACUGUUGGAGAUCUUAUAAAGAAAUUGGAGGAAUGCCAAUUGAAGGCGGAAUCGAACGUACUAAAUAACUGCAAAGUCACUACAAGCACUCUGUUGAUCGAUUUGUGGGACCUGAAUGACGAAGCAGUACAUAAAUUAUGUACCCUUUUAAACCAGAGGGGCGCGUGGAGGCGUUUGGGACCCAAAUUUGGAAUCUUAAAGGAAGAUCUAGACACCUUUUCUUCUCAUGAAGAUGAAGUAAUAAGCCCUAUGGAGGCACUAGUCGAUUAUUUACGUGGUGACCAGCCUGAGCUAACUGUUAAGAAGUUUAUUGAGGCCGUGUAUUCGAUUGACAGAAGAGAUGUGGCUUACUCAUCUCCGGUUAUCAGGUCAUGUUUGAGUCACCUUAUAUGGAAAUGCAGAUUUGCGAUAAAAUUUAGAAAAGCAGUAUAAAGAUUCCUUGGAGCAGAGCCAGAGUCAAUCAGCAACAGUUAUGGAAACGAUGCUUUAACUGCUUAUUCCAAACGACAAGGAAAGAACCUUUUACAGAUUUCUCUGCACUAUCAAAGCAAGUUUUGAUUGAUAAGAACUAGAGCUUUUUCAAGUAAUUUUUUAGGAGGACUGAUAUAGCUACGGUAUUUUUAAAGAUAGAUAGGUUGUUUUUAGAAAAAAAUGUUCAAAUCUACUACUCAGAACGUUUCGUGCCCCCACCGUAACCCCCCUAGAUUCCUAAAUUUCUCCUUUUAGCUUAUGUGCAUUUCACUAUAACAAAAACACAAAUCGUUAUCUGCACUAUUUUGAAUUACAAAACUGAAAAAGGUACAGAAGUAAAUGAAAUUAGAGUACUACUUAGAAUAACCAUGGGUGGGGAGGGGGGCCAGCAGAGCAAGGCAGCCUUUAUUAUAAAUUAGACCGGCAAUUUGGUUUGAAAUCAUUAUAACACUCUUAAACUGAUAAUGUUUCAAAAUAUUCUUAUCACCUGUUUGGUGGAAAGAUUAUCAAAGUUUUGCGGGAGAAUUCCUCAGUCAAAGGAUAAAUUAACCCGCUGCUCGGCUAUGAAAAUGAGAUUGCUUUCACGGGUUGGAUAAAAUUAACGUGGGGUUUGCAAAAUCAAGAAGUGAGUGGGACUCUCGAAAACAAAAGUUGGUUGAAUGACGGAGUUUUACAUUUUAAAUUUCAUAACGAUGAUGUAUCUCAAAAGUUAAUACCACAUGUGUGUCAAGUUUGAAUAUUAAGAGAGAUUCUUGUUAUUUUUCUGGUCGGCCAUAGUAUGGUAUUGAACUUGACAAGAAAUAGAGAGCAUGCAAUAAACAAGAAAUUAAACAAAUUUGCAACAGUAAGCCAUGAUAGGUGUAAAUGGAAUGAUACAUGGGCGAGCAGGUUGCUUGUUGUCGAGUUGUGCACAGAAAGAGAAAUUCCACAUCUAUAAGCAAUUGUAUUUUUUAGUUUACUAUAUAAACACCAUAGGCCUUCACUGACAAUUGAGGAAAAAUCUACUUUAUUAAUGAAUUAAAAAAGCUCAAGACGAGAAAAUGCGUCGAAUUAUUACAACUCACGAAAUGCCAUAAUCCGUGAAAAUUUCCACAAACGACCUUCGAUUGAGAAUGUGAAGCUUUGCCAUUCAUUCAUGAACCUAACAGAGUGGUGCGAAAGGUUAUUGAUGUGUCAGCAGUUGAUGGGCGGUAUCAAACACACGUAAAACAAUUAUUCUAAUUUUACACGCGUGCUGUUACAGCUUCCUUAAAGGCUAAAACUCCUUGUAAAAAGUAGCAGUUUAUAUGAUAAAAUAGAAUAACACAAAACAAUGCCUUAAUUCUGGACUUCAUGUUACACGCUAAGCAUGCGUAUUAAAAUAGCAGUCUUUAUUCUUUGCUCAGUAAUUGGAUAUGGCUACUUUUACUAUGAUAAAGUAGAGGUUUCUCUAAGAUCAAUGAAGAUAAAGCUAUUUAGCAUACCUGUAUAUUUUAUUGUAAGCAAAAUCAAGAGAUGUUAGAAAUUGCUCCAGUGCCACCCAAAGUCUCUUUUAUGUUUUUCAAUCUUGUCACGUUAUCGUGAACUACCAUACAGCUACCAAUAAGUUACACUGGGUCUUGCCAUAGAGGCCACGAAAAAAUGAUCUUGUUUUUCUCAUUCUCUUCUCUUAAAAUGGGCUAGAAAUCCCACAAAGGACGCCGCCAUUUUGAAAAAAAAAAUCAAUCUGGGUGCACAUGCAUCACAUAGAAAGAACCAUGACGAGUGGUUCGCAAGAAGCUUCUCACUAAUAAUCGCAAAAAAGAAAGUGAAUAAUGCCUAGAGAUGGAAGACAGCGGGGUGUUUGGUCUCAGGUACAUGUAGGUGACCAGACUCUGAGGCAGUGUUCAAGAUGGCGGCUUCCGUAAUCGUUUUAUUUACUCAUUUGAAUUUUUUGUUUCAAAUGUUUAGGUAUUCUUUGGAAUCUCAAAACGCCCUACUGAAAUAGUUAAUUUUCAUAUUUACCCUUUUUGAUGGCAAAGGUGGAAAUUAUGGUUUUUAGGGCACGUAUCUCCAUCCUUUAAGCUGUUGGGUUGUAUUGAUUUAUUGGUUAGUGAAAUAUAUUCCACAUCAAGAGGUUCGGGUUUCAGCCCUUCACUAAACAGGGUUAUCCGCAUGAUUCUUCUGUGUCCUUGGGCAAGACUGAACUAUACUCCUAUGUUGCCUCCAGGUCAGGAGUUUCGUAAAGACUUAAGCAAGCCUUACGAUAACUUAGUGGCUUCGGUUUUUUUAUAUCACUUUUAGGCAAUGCAGUUAAAGUACUUGUUUAUUUAUUGAUAUAGUUAGAAUGUUGGUUAUUAAUUGAUCAUGUAUGUUUAUUUUAUUUUAUUUUAUUUUAUUUUAUUUUAUUAUUAUUUUUUAUAUAUAUUUUUUAUAUUUUACUCGGCACAUUAGCAUGAAUGUGUUGCUAGGGGCCUGAUCAGCCUCAUCAACCCGAGUUAAAAUAAAGUUACAUACAUACAUACUUAGUAGGGAGGCUAAAAAGCUACUAAUACUUGAUGUUCUGUAUUCCUUUUUUACAUCAAUUUUAGGCAGUGUAGUUAAAGUACGAAGCAGGUAGGCUAAAAAGCUAUUAAUACUUGAUGUUCUGUAUUCCUUUUUUACAUCAAUUUUAGGCAGUGCAGUUAAAGUACGAAGUAGGUAGGCUAAAAAGGUAUUAAUACUUGAUGUUCUGUAUUCCUUUUUUACAUCAAUUUUAGGCAGUGCAGUUAAAGUACGAAGUAGGUAGGCUAAAAAGCUAUUAAUACUUAAUGUUCUGUAUUCCUUUUUUACAUCAAUUUUGGGCAAAGCAGUUAAAGCACUUAGUAGGGAGACUAAAAAGCUCUUUGUACUGAAUGUUUUGUAUUCCCUAUUUACAUCAGUUUUAGGCAGUGCACUUUUCAAUAAAACUCAGAAAUACAAAGGU
Orbicella faveolata is the source of this 5307-nucleotide messenger RNA. RefSeq lists its product as uncharacterized. Gene Ontology annotation, biological process: regulation of transcription by RNA polymerase II; signal transduction. Gene Ontology annotation, cellular component: chromatin. Lineage: Eukaryota; Metazoa; Cnidaria; Anthozoa; Scleractinia; Merulinidae. The record is from RefSeq and is a predicted model, not a curated record. Gene Ontology annotation, molecular function: protein binding.